GGGGUGGUGCCGUGCAGAGCCGGGCUGGGCGGCGGGAGAGCGGGACGGGGGAGAGGCUUCGCCAUGAGGGAGAUCGUGCACAUCCAGGCGGGACAAUGUGGAAACCAGAUCGGUACCAAGUUUUGGGAAGUGAUCAGUGAUGAGCAUGGCAUUGACCCAGCCGGAGGCUAUGUCGGUGACUCAGCGCUGCAGCUGGAAAGGAUCAAUGUCUACUAUAAUGAAUCAUCCUCCCAGAAAUUUGUCCCAAGAGCAGUCUUGGUGGACUUGGAGCCAGGAACCAUGGAUAGUGUGCGAUCUGGUCCUUUUGGUCAACUCUUCCGGCCUGAUAAUUUCAUCUUUGGACAAACUGGUGCAGGAAACAACUGGGCUAAAGGACACUAUACAGAAGGGGCGGAGCUGGUCGAUUCUGUACUCGAUGUAGUAAGAAAAGAGUGUGAACACUGCGAUUGCCUGCAAGGAUUUCAGCUCACUCAUUCCCUGGGAGGAGGGACAGGCUCUGGCAUGGGAACCCUACUCAUCAGCAAGAUUCGAGAGGAGUAUCCCGACAGGAUAAUGAAUACCUUCAGUGUCAUGCCCUCUCCGAAGGUUUCUGAUACAGUGGUGGAGCCUUACAAUGCUACACUCUCUGUCCACCAGCUGGUUGAAAACACGGAUGAAACCUACUGCAUCGACAACGAGGCUUUGUAUGACAUUUGCUUCCGCACCCUGAAGCUCACCACUCCAACAUACGGGGAUUUAAACCACUUGGUUUCUGCCACCAUGAGCGGAGUGACUACGUCCCUGCGUUUUCCGGGCCAACUCAACGCCGACCUGCGGAAGCUGGCGGUGAACAUGGUCCCUUUCCCGCGCCUUCACUUCUUCAUGCCAGGCUUUGCUCCUUUGACAGCCCGAGGCAGCCAACAGUACCGGGCACUCACGGUUCCAGAGCUCACCCAGCAGAUGUUUGAUGCCAAAAAUAUGAUGGCAGCCUGCGACCCGAGGCACGGGCGAUACUUGACGGUGGCCACCGUCUUCCGUGGUCCCAUGUCGAUGAAGGAGGUCGAUGAGCAGAUGUUGGCCAUCCAGAACAAGAACAGCAGUUACUUUGUGGAGUGGAUCCCAAACAAUGUCAAGGUGGCAGUGUGUGACAUACCUCCUCGUGGCCUCAAGAUGGCUUCCACGUUCAUUGGCAACAGUACUGCCAUUCAAGAGCUCUUCAAAAGGAUCUCGGAGCAGUUUUCGGCCAUGUUCAAGAGAAAGGCCUUCCUCCACUGGUUCACAGGGGAAGGAAUGGAUGAGAUGGAAUUCACAGAAGCAGAAAGCAACAUGAAUGAUCUGGUUUCAGAGUAUCAGCAAUACCAAGAAGCGACAGCAAACGAUGGAGAGGAAGCAUUUGAAGAUGAUGAAGAAGAAAUCAAUGAAUAAAGAAAUCAGGUGUGGCAUUUUCCAAAACAAAUUCUCAAAUCUGGAUUUCUAAUAAUUAGGCUUACAGAUCUGUAUUUCAGCUUAAAAGAAAAAAAGGAAAAAGAAAAAAAAAGUGAAUGACUCUCAGAUGUUAGAGGUGCUCUUCAGAGUCCAUUGAGGUCACUGAGGACAUUCAGCAUUUCUGGAAAUCAGGCCAUUAUUGAGGCAAACAUAAGGCAUUCAGUUAAGACUUGUUCCUAAGAGUCUGAACACAGACUGCUAGCUUAUCUUUUUUUUUUUCCCAAACAGAAUUUGUCACACCCAAAGUUGUUCAAGAGAAGAGAUAAAAUAGGCAUGAAAAUCUUUAAAAUAGAGUUGCACUAUUUUUCACCCAAUUGUAAGAAAAUCUUGUGGGUUUGAACAUUCAUUCAGUACCAAAUGUACAAUACUGAACUGCCAGGAACAAAAGUUGUUAAUAAUAAAAAAAAAGAAGAAAGUGUCAUCAGCUAUUUUGUAUAGUCCCUAUAAGCAGUGAUAUUUGACUCCAGUCCUCUAAAACCAAAAUAAAAA
Messenger RNA from Calypte anna (Anna's hummingbird), 1953 nucleotides. RefSeq names its product tubulin beta 6 class V (gene TUBB6). Lineage: Eukaryota; Metazoa; Chordata; Aves; Apodiformes; Trochilidae. Gene Ontology annotation, cellular component: cytoplasm; microtubule. Bases 64 to 1404 code for a protein of 446 amino acids. The record is from RefSeq and is a predicted model, not a curated record. Gene Ontology annotation, molecular function: structural constituent of cytoskeleton; GTP binding; GTPase activity. The transcript has 4 exons. Gene Ontology annotation, biological process: microtubule cytoskeleton organization; mitotic cell cycle.